CAACUCCCCACAUUGAGAGACACAAAACAUCCCGGAGCACCACUGUCUCAGAAAGGACUGCCAUAGAACAAAAACAACACAAGCAAAAGAGAAGAACAAUCCAAUUACAUCAUCAAGUUUUGAAUCUAGUUUUACUGUUGUUGAAACUUAUUAAAGUUUUGGAUGCAUAUCAAUUAAUGUUUAUGAUGAAAUACUAAUAUGUAGAAGAGUAAAUGCAUCAACGAUGAGAAGCAGGGGGCUUUCGUCUUCUUCGCCGUCUUCUUCACCGUUGUACCAGACCGGAAACCCGGUCGACGACUGCUGGGGAGCUUCCGACAUGAGCUGGCAGAACGACCGGCAGAAGCUGGCGGAGUGCGGCAUUGGGUUCGGGAAAAAUGCGGCGGGCGGGGAAGGCGGACAGAUCUAUGUGGUCGAAGACUCGUCGGACGACUCCGACCCCGGAAAUCCAAAACCGGGCACUCUCCGGUACGGGGUGACUCGACAGGAAAAACUCUGGAUCACAUUCUCGGCCGACAUGAAAAUCGAGCUCCGGCACGAGCUCUUCGUCAACAGUUACAAGACCAUCGACGGCCGCGGCGCGAACGUGCACAUCACCGGCGUGGGCUGCAUCACACUCCUCUCUGUCACCAACGUCAUCAUCCACAACCUCCUCAUCUACUACUGCAAGCCCUCGCCGGAAAACGACAGGGUGCAGGUGAGCCAGCAGUUGACGGAGAAGGUGUCCUCGUCGGACGGCGACGGAAUAUCCGUACACAUGUCGAGCAUGGUGUGGAUCGACCACUGCACCCUGAUUCAUUGCGAGGACGGGCUGAUCGACGUCACGCAGGGCUCCACCGCCGUCACCAUCUCCAACAACCUUUUCCUCCGCCACGACAAGGUCAUGCUGCUCGGUCACAGUGACGACGACAAUGAUGACGCCCAUAUGCAGGUUCGGGGAAGGCCUAACCCAGAGGAUGCCGAGGUGCAGGAAAGGGUACUUCCACGUGUUCAACAACCACUACACCAGUUGGGGAAUGUACGCCAUCGGCGGCAGCGCCAACCCCACCAUCAACUCCCAGGGCAACCAUUUCACGCCGCCGGCGAACCCUCAUGCUCUGGAGGUGACCAAACGAACAGAAACCUCAGGCGAGGGCGAAUGGUCAAGCUGGAAUUGGAGGUCAACGGAUGAUGUGUUCGAGAAUGGGGCAUUCUUUACACCCUCUGGCGACCAAUCCGACAGCGCAUACCAAAAAGCGACCAGCUCGGCCGACGUCAAGUCCGGCGGUAUGACGAAGCAGUUGACAAGCAACGUCGGUAUGCUCAUUCUCACUCCAAAUGGGCUCGCCGCCGCCGGAAAUGGGGUGUUGAACACCGUCCCCGGCGUUAAGGAAUGGAACUUCGGCAACAUUUUUGACCAAGGCGGGGGGGCUCCAUUACAAUCAACCAUCUCCCCUCAAACUGCUUUUAAAAUAGCGGUUGCUAUUAUUAUUCUUGUUAUUCUGGUUUCUGUUAUCAAACGUUUUCGUAAAAAAACUAACGGAAAAUAAUACGUAGUAUUUCAGAAGUAAUUGUUAAAAUGAAAUAAUCUCAAUAGUAAUAUGUGAAUUUAUAUUGUAUUCGUUCUUAGCAAUAUUGCUAUCCACAAAUGGUGUCAAACC
This is a messenger RNA of Cuscuta epithymum, 1637 nucleotides long. The record is from the annotation of a GenBank genome assembly. NCBI's taxonomy places the organism in Eukaryota, Viridiplantae, Streptophyta, Magnoliopsida, Solanales, Convolvulaceae.